Harpegnathos saltator (Jerdon's jumping ant) is the source of this 669-nucleotide messenger RNA. Its product is annotated as cysteine-rich DPF motif domain-containing protein 1. The coding region runs from base 232 to 564 and encodes 110 amino acids. The record is from RefSeq and is a predicted model, not a curated record. NCBI's taxonomy places the organism in Eukaryota, Metazoa, Arthropoda, Insecta, Hymenoptera, Formicidae. The transcript is spliced from 2 exons.
UCUAUGCUUCAAUCGUCCAACAUUCUGAUAAAACUGACUUAGGUUAGGUUAUGCAAUUUCAAGACUCCAAAUAGACACACAGAUUUAUGACUCGUCAAAUAUAUGGAAUAGAUUACAGCUUGUCGUGUAUAAAGAUUCAAAGAAUGUAAGACCAGGACGGAAGAAUCCGUUGACGUGCCAGCGGGCGAAUCCAGCGGACGAGGUGAACAGGAUAAUGUAGCGAGUCAGCAAAUGACGCCGAGAUCAGGCGGGACCUUCGCGUGUUCCUUCUGUUCCCUGAAAGAACACUACGACUACAAAGGCACGAGGCCACCAUUCGCACGGCAGCUGGUUUACUUGGAAGAGUGUUACGUCAUGAAAGAUCCGUUUAGUUUACCCAGUAGGGGUGAAGUUUUGGUCCUCGGCGGCGAUUGUAGCACGUGCGGACAUGCGGUGUGCUUGGGCUGCAGUAUAUUUUAUACAAAACGGUUUUGCCCGAAGUGCGCGUCCAGCAACAUGCAUAACUUACCAAACAAACUACACGGCAAGAUUAGCAAGUUAUCAACGAAACAAGCGGAUUUUUAGAAAUGAGAAAUUUGUUGAAUAUUGUUGUCAUGUAUUAAACUGUAUUAACGAUAUACAUGUUAUAUUAACAUUAAAAAAAAAAAGCUUAAUAAAAUCAUUCAUAUA